CAAAAAAUAAAGGGCACACUCUAGAAGCAUCAGGGCCCUUCGGAUCGCUCUCGGCCCUUUGGAACUCUCCAGAAGACUACGAUCCCGUCUUCUCGCCCUUAAAAUCCCUUACCCUCUCCUCACUCUCUUCUCGCCCAAUCCAAUCCAAUACGAUCCGAUCGCUCUCUCCCACCAUUCGCCAUUGAUUGCUCGCUGUUUCUCUUGCUCUCGCUUCGAUCUCUUUGGAAUCCGUAGGAGAGAUUUGGAGGUGUAGGGAUGGACGAUGACUUCGAUCUCCCGGCGGGUGAUGAGAUGAUGAACGAGGACGCCAUGGAUUUCGCCGACGAGAGCCCCGUCCUCAAAGUCGGGGAGGAGAAGGAGAUCGGGAAGCAGGGCCUCAAGAAGAAGCUCGUCAAGGAGGGCGAGGGCUGGGACACCCCCGAGGUCGGCGACGAGGUCGAAGUGCACUACACUGGAACACUGCUUGAUGGGACAAAGUUUGAUUCGAGCCGUGAUCGGGGGACGCCGUUCAAGUUUAAGCUUGGACAAGGCCAAGUGAUAAAGGGAUGGGAUCAAGGUAUCAAGACGAUGAAGAAGGGUGAGAAUGCCAUCUUCACCAUCCCUCCUGAGUUAGCUUAUGGUGAAUCUGGCUCUCCUCCUACGAUUCCGCCCAAUGCCACACUCCAAUUUGAUGUUGAGCUACUCUCCUGGUCAAGUGUUAAGGACAUAUGCAAAGAUGGAGGCAUUAUCAAGAAGAUCUUGAAAGAAGGGGAAAAAUGGGAGAAUCCUAAAGAUCUUGAUGAAGUACUUGUGAAAUAUGAGGCCCGGCUGGAGGAUGGAACUGUAAUAUCAAAAUCUGAGGGAGUAGAGUUCACUGUCAAAGAUGGGUUUUUCUGUCCUGCAUUGGCCAAGGCUGUGAAAACCAUGAAGAAGUCUGAAAAGGUGCUGCUUACUGUGAAACCACAAUAUGCAUUUGGUGAGAAGGGUAGACCAGCUUCUGGUGAUGAGAGUGCUGUGCCGCCAAAUGCUACCCUUAACGUGGAGCUGGAAUUAGUCUCUUGGAAGACUGUUUCAGAGAUAGGGGAUGAUAAGAAGAUCCUUAAGAAAGUUCUUAAGGAAGGAGAGGGAUAUGAACGUCCAAAUGAUGGUGCAGUUGUGACAGUGAAAUUGAUUGGGAAGCUUCAAGAUGGGACAGUGUUCGUGAAGAAGGGUUAUGAUGAUGAAGCACCCUUUGAGUUCAAGACUGAUGAAGAACAAGUCAUUGAGGGUCUGGAUCGAGCUGUGAUUACUAUGAAAAAGGGGGAAGUCGCUUAUAUCACAAUCCCACAUGAGUAUGCAUUUGGUUCCGCUGAAUCAAAGCAGGAUCUUGCAGUGGUUCCACCAAAUUCCACAGUGAUUUAUGAGGUUGAGCUUGUAUCCUUUGUUAAGGAGAAAGAGUCUUGGGACAUGAACAAUGCAGAAAAGAUUGAAGCAGCUGGUAAGAAGAAAGAAGAAGGAAAUGCACUUUUCAAAGUGGGCAAAUAUGAAAGAGCUUCCAAGAGAUAUGAAAAGGGUGCCAAGUUCAUAGAGUAUGAUAGCUCAUUUAGUGACGAGGAAAAGAAGCAAUCAAAAGUGCUGAAGAUUACAUGUAACCUCAACAAUGCUGCCUGCAAGCUUAAGCUCAAAGACUACAAGCAGGCAGAGAAACUUUGCACAAAGGUGCUGGAGCUUGAUGGCAGGAACGUAAAGGCCUUGUACCGAAGAGCCCAAGCUUAUAUUCAGCUCGCAGAUCUGGAUUUGGCAGAGGUGGACAUUAAGAAAGCUCUUGAGAUUGAUCCUGACAAUAGGGAUGUGAAGUUGGAAUACAGAACUCUGAAGGAGAAGGUGAAGGAGUAUAACAAGAAAGAUGCUAAAUUCUACGGGAACAUGUUUGCCAAGAUGAGCAAAUUAGAGAAUGUGGAAGCCCAUAAGGAUGCACCAAAGCCGGAGACAGAGCCCAUGAGCGUUGACAGUGCGGCUUGAGUUUGUAAUGAAGCUGACUGGGAUCUGUGAGUGGCUUCCUUUUUGUGGUUAAGCUGCAUCCUUUGGAGUUUUAAGUUAGGAGACCUGGAUUAUGAAGCGCCUGAGAGAAAUUGCUAUAACGUUGUUAUUAUUGGACAUACGAAGUAGCGAUCUAAUGAUACGUAGAAAAUUGCGACUUUCUGCGUAUUUGUGGUUGAGAGCGCAAUACUUAAUCUUGCUGGUUCUCUAAUUGUUUGGCCGUUUAAGUAAUCCCUUUUUUUUUUUUCUCAUUCUCAAGACAUUGUGUCUCUCUUGUGGUGCUUUGUCCCUGGUUUAGUGGCUUGGAUGGUUUUCGAAACUUUUCGACACAAAUUAA
Molecule: messenger RNA, 2335 nt
Organism: Elaeis guineensis (African oil palm)
Lineage: Eukaryota; Viridiplantae; Streptophyta; Magnoliopsida; Arecales; Arecaceae
Product: 70 kDa peptidyl-prolyl isomerase
Molecular function (GO): protein binding; peptidyl-prolyl cis-trans isomerase activity
Source: RefSeq, a predicted model, not a curated record